This is a messenger RNA of Enterobius vermicularis (human pinworm), 1491 nucleotides long. The record is from the annotation of a GenBank genome assembly. Lineage: Eukaryota; Metazoa; Nematoda; Chromadorea; Rhabditida; Oxyuridae.
AUGCCGUUGGAUAAUAGUCCUCCGGCAUGUUCCAGUUCACAGUCGCAGGAUGGGAGCAGUGGUGCCGGUGAUGAUGAACGAGCACCGAUAUCUAACUAUCCAAUCAUACCGCGGGAGGAUCUUACUCUUGGAGCAGCACUUGGUGCUGGUGCAUAUGGUUCUGUUUAUCGUGGCACCUGGAGAACCGGUGGUAAAGAAGUUCAGGUGGCAAUCAAGAAGGUCUUUAUGCUUGAGAAAGAGGCCGAUAUUCUCUCGAAGGUUAGGCACCGAAAUAUAAUACAGUUUUUUGGCGUAUCACAUACCAAUCCGGACUUUUUUAUCGUCACAGAGUUUGCUGAAAACGGUUCGUUGUAUGAUUAUGUGCAUAAAUCAUACUCAAGUGAGAUUGAAUUUGACCAAGUCCUUACGUGGGCAAUUCAGAUCGCUCAAGGCGUAGGCUAUUUGCAUUAUGAAGCUCCAGAUACAAUUAUUCAUCGUGACCUUAAAUCGAAGAAUGUGGUAUUGAGCGGUGAUCUUGUUUGCAAACUUUGCGAUUUUGGAACUUCAAAGAAUUUGACUCAUUCUUGGACUGCCCCGUCUUGGGGCGGCACUGCAGCUUGGAUGAGUCCUGAAAUAAUUAGUCAAAAAGAAGGUAUUACGACGGCGACAGAUGUGUGGAGCUACGGGGUUGUAUUAUGGGAAAUGAUCGCAAGAGAGAUUCCUUAUAAAGGCCUUACCGAAUUCUCUAUCUACUCCAUGAUUGCCCAGCAAGGAGUGACCCUAGUAUUACCGGAGGAAUGCCCGCAAACUCUCAAUUGUUGGAAAAUUGAUCCUAAGGAUCGGUACGACAUGAAGCAAGUAUUGGCUGCAUUAGAUUUCAUGAAGGAGAACAGCGAAGUUACGGAACAAUGUGGUGUCUUUCUAAGACAUAAGGCGGGCUGGAAAUGCGAAAUAGAAAAGCAGCUAAAGCAGUUGGAAGAUAAGAAAAUCGACUAUGCAAAGAAAAUGGAGGAGUUAACUAAGUGGGAGCGAGCUUUAAAACGUCGGGAGGAAAGCCAGCGUGAAUUACUGGAAGCAGAUCCACUGGUUUUAGAUGGUGAUGUGACUUUAUGGGACGAAAGUCAUGUAUGCCACUGGAUGAGAAAAAUUGCUGUCGCAUUACUAUUCUAUGAUUUUGCCAAUGAAAUGCUGGAUCGUCUGGUUGCUUUGAUCAUUCAUCACAACAUCAGUGGCAGAAGAUUGCUUGAUAUUACGCCGAGAGAUCUUGAAUAUCUUGGAGUUUGUAAUAUUGGUCUCCGAGUUAAAUUAUAUAGGUUUCUACUUCAACUUAAUCAUUCUCGAAAUGAAAAAACAUCGCAGACAUUGUGCUUCUCACUAGUUGUUCAUGUUACUAUGUAUACAAGACAGUCAGGAUACGAUUUCUUACCGAAAUUUCGUUAUAAAAUAGUCGUUGAUACAGAUUGGGAAGACACAUAUUUAGUAAGUAUUAAAACCAGUAACUUUAUUUUAUAA